GCUUCUUUCACAUGUCAAACCUGAAAAAUAAAUAGCUGCCAAAUGGAACACUACUGCGUCAAAAAAAGGUUUAAUUUUGUUGUUGUUUUUUAGGAAAGUAGAAUGAUAAAAGAAUGAGAAGUUAAUGUCGAAAAGGACGUUCAAUCAAUCACUUCCAUUUCUACCAAGAAGUUUGCUGCAGAAAAACCCAGCAAGAGAUGUAAAAGUAAAGAAGUUAUCAAGAACAGAAGAUGCAGUGGUCCGUGAUGACAAAGUGAAGCAAACAAGCAGAGAACAACGAUGGCCUUCUUAUGACGAACCUGUGUGCGUUGUUUGUGGCAAGUAUGGCGAGUACAUCUGCGAUGAAACCGAUGAAGAUAUUUGUAGUGUGCAGUGCAAGAAAACCCAUCUAGAUGAACAGCAGCAGGAGAAAGUUAGCGAGUCAACCGACAUCUGUGUAAACGAGACAUUUGAUUGUUACUAUGAACGACAAACUAAGUAUAUGCCUCAUCAAGGUUUGUUGCAUAUCACAGAGGAUAAAGCUGCGAUGUUUAGAAAGAAAAUGAAUAUUUUUGUGAAAGGAAAAAAUAUUUCAAAAUUGGCGACGACUUUCCAUCAUUUUAAUUUUCCAGACCAGCUUCUCCAUAACCUUACGGAGAAUAAGUAUGCGGUACCAAGCGCAGUCCAAAUGCAAGUCAUUCCACUUGUUCUCGAGAGCAGGGAUGUGUUGGUGAGCGCAGCAACAAGUAGCGGUAAAUCAGCAGCUUUCUUGCUCCCUAUCAUUCAUCGUGUACACGCAUGCACUGGAGGACUUAAAGUUUCCCACGACUUCUGUAAAUACCCAGUGGCUUUGGUAUUAGCACCCACACGUGAAUUGUGUAUGCAGCUGGAGGAACAAGCAAAAGUUUUUUGUAGAUCUUUACCAAACAUGAAAACGGCACUGCUUGUCGGCGGCUGUCCACUUGCACAACAACUUCACAGGUUGAGACACAACGUGCAACUGGUGAUCGGUACACCAGGCCGAAUAAACGAUAUUCUGGCUCAUCAUAAUUUGAAUUUACAACACGUAAAAAUGGUCGUCCUCGAUGAAGUUGAUGUAAUGCUAAACAUGGGAUUCCACAACCAGAUUUUAUCGAUACUUGAGUUGCUACCUACUAAACCACAACAUCUUUUUUUUUCCGCCACUAUUCCACCCACGAUCGAGGCGCUGGCGGGAAAACUAAUGCACGACGUUGUCCAUGUGCGCGUGGGACCUUCAGGCGUGCCUACUGCACAUGUCAAGCAGCUCGUUCUCUGGGUAGAAGAAGCUUCGAAAAAGAAGAAGUUGUUUUCUAUUCUGACAGAUCGAAAACAUUUUCUUCCUCCUGCAGUGGUCUUCGUGAAUUCUAAAAUAGGCGCUGACAUGUUGUGUGAAGCUGUUUCCAAGAAAUUUCGUUUGAGCUGCGAUAGCAUACAUUCAGAUAAGACACAAGACAUGCGCACAGACAUAUUACAACAAUUUCUCGCCGGUGCACACGACUUGCUUGUAUCAACAAACGUCAUGGGUAGAGGUUUGGAUCUAGUGAAUGUGAGACAGGUUAUUUUGUUUGACAUGCCGAAAUCUAUUGAAGAAUACGUACACCAAGUUGGUCGAGCAGGCAGAUAUGAUGACAAAGGUUUUUCAAUAGCUUUCAUUAACAACACGAGCAAACGUUUGUUCGUUGACUUGAAAAACUUGUUUGAUUUUACAAGUAAUAAACUGCCCGACGAACUACUGCACUCUCCUUAUCUCAAAGAUGAUGGCAGGAAAAAGAAGGUUGUGCAGUCUCAAGGAAAGGAAAGAGAUAUUAACACACAAAAUUUAUUCGAAAUAUUGACGAAAAAGCGAUGAAAGAAAACUGUGUGCGCUUUUCAUCCUGUCUACAGAGGAUUAAGGAAUAGGCAGUCCCACACAAAUCCACUAUAAUUCAUUGUUGAUGUGCAGAGUACUUUAAAUAUUCGCCAGUAUCAAGCAUGUUUUUGUGUCGAAACAAAUAAAACACUUCUUAAAAAAUCGAGUCGUUUUUAU
Molecule: messenger RNA, 2026 nt
Organism: Hydractinia symbiolongicarpus
Lineage: Eukaryota; Metazoa; Cnidaria; Hydrozoa; Anthoathecata; Hydractiniidae
Product: probable ATP-dependent RNA helicase DDX59
Exons: 7
Coding region: 125-1849 (574 amino acids)
Molecular function (GO): RNA binding; ATP binding; RNA helicase activity
Source: RefSeq, a predicted model, not a curated record